CACGUGAAAAUAAUUCCAUACGGAGGGCUAAAUGGGGUCAAAAAAGCCUAUUUAGAAUCUCUUGAAAACAAUGUUAUCAUCAAAUAUUUAAAUGAAGAUGAUGAAAAUAAAUAUCAUAAAAAACUUCUUAGAGAG
This is a messenger RNA of Racocetra persica, 135 nucleotides long. The record is from the annotation of a GenBank genome assembly. NCBI's taxonomy places the organism in Eukaryota, Fungi, Glomeromycota, Glomeromycetes, Diversisporales, Gigasporaceae.